ACGAGGGAGGGGAGGACAUGGUCUGCACAAUAUGCCAGGACGAGUGCUCCGAGGAGCCAAACGAGAUUGUCAUCUGCGACAAGUGUGGACAAGGAUAUCACCAGCUCUGCCACUCCCCCAUCAUCGACUCCAGUCUGAUCGACACCGACGAGAAGUGGCUCUGUGGGGAGUGUGUGUUGGCCACAACAACAAAUAAGGGCACGCUAAAGGGUCCCAGAGCCCAGCAGGAGAUGAACCACUCUUUGCCUUAUGCCCUGGAGUACCUGGUGUGGGACCAGGGCCACAAAACCAACAUCCAGCAAUGCUACUGCUACUGUGGAGGACCUGGAGACUGGUACCUGAAGAUGCUGCAGUGCAACAGGUGUAAGCAGUGGUUCCAUGAGGCGUGUAUCCAGUGUUUUAAGAUGCCCAUGCUCUAUGGAGACAGGUUCUAUCUAUUUAUUUGUUCAGUUUGCAAUAGUGGACCGGAGUACCUCAAACGACUGCCUCUUAGAUGGGUGGACGUUGCACACCUGAGCCUCUACAAUCUGAGUGUGAUUCACAAGAAGAAGUACUUUGAUUCCGAGCUGGAGCUGAUGACUUACAUCAACGACAACUGGGAUCAACUACAGCUCCGGGAGCUUUCAGCUACUCCUCAGUCGGAACGAUAUGAAAGUAUUCUGGAAGCACUGAAUAGCAACCACAGCAUGUUCAUGUCGGGGAAGGAGAUUAAGAAGAAGAAGCACCUCUUUGGGCUGAGGAUCCGUUUUCCUCCGGGUCCCCAGAGCUCUGAGGUGCUGGCCGACAGAGGGGAGCCAGAGAGGGCCUCCAAUGAGAUCAAAAUCAAAGGCAGGAAGGCUAUCCAACCGCUGACCAACACCAGUGAAUUAACCAAUGGAGUGGUGAAGAAAGCCAAAAAGAGGAAGAAGCAGGGAGGUCACUCGCUGGAGACUCUGGCCAAGCUAAGGCGCUCCAGUGAACUCUUGGCGCAGGAUGUGACGCCACCACAAUCACUUGAUUCCCACUCGUUGGAUCUCUUAGCCUCUAGCAGCAGGAGCGACAGAUCUCUGCCAUCCUCCAGUACCUCAGACGUGGACUCCGUCGGUGCCGUCAGCACCACUGAAACUACCUCAACUAACCUCUCCAGACAGUCCAGCCUGUCUAUCUCCAGUAAGACGCGCACGGGCCGCCACUGGCCCAUUGCCAAGCCCCCCCUGAAGAGAAGACGGGGCCGGCCACGACGGGUUCCCCUGCAGCCCCCCAACCAUGAGAUUCCCCCUCAACACCCAGGCCCCCAUGCCCCAGAGCCCCAAAACACCUUGCCGGGGCUCCACUCCACGGAUAUAGUGCACGGCCUGGUCCCAGGCGGCCAGCUGUCCCACCUCAAGAGCUCAAUCAGCAGCUACUUUGGGGCGGCAGGCCGCCUGGAGUGCGGGGAGAAGUACCGCGUCCUGGCCCGCCGGGUCACCCUGGACGGCAAGGUCCAGUACCUGGUAGAAUGGGAGGGUGUCACUGCCUCCUGAACGUCUCGCAGCGCUUACGUAGUUUAUUAUGUGUUUACACAGCGCUUAUAAAGCAUUAUACAACGAGCGGGUAUAAUCCUGAAUGCUGAUUGGUUAAAACUGCAUUCCAGCCAGUGUCUAUUCUGCAAGUUACCACUGGCUAAAUCUAUGACGUUAAAAUGCCUAUUUACUCAGUUCCAUCUGACUGCGCAAUCCACUGUCUCUUCAGCCCAGCCAAGCGAUUUAUAAACUUGGUCUCCACUAUAAAAAAGCAUCUAGAUAUUAUCUAACUUUUCUUUUAGACUAAUGUUUAGUUUUCAACAGCGGAGAUUUGUAUAAACCUUGCUGUCUGUCUCUGACAUUUGCAACAUUGUUUCAAUAUUCAAAUUCGGUCACCAG
Salvelinus namaycush (lake trout) is the source of this 1880-nucleotide messenger RNA. RefSeq names its product metal response element binding transcription factor 2 (gene mtf2). The transcript is spliced from 12 exons. Bases 18 to 1502 code for a protein of 494 amino acids. The record is from RefSeq and is a predicted model, not a curated record. Gene Ontology annotation, biological process: regulation of DNA-templated transcription; chromatin organization. NCBI's taxonomy places the organism in Eukaryota, Metazoa, Chordata, Actinopteri, Salmoniformes, Salmonidae. Gene Ontology annotation, molecular function: chromatin binding; DNA binding. Gene Ontology annotation, cellular component: nucleus.